Molecule: messenger RNA, 2207 nt
Organism: Microtus oregoni (creeping vole)
Lineage: Eukaryota; Metazoa; Chordata; Mammalia; Rodentia; Cricetidae
Gene: Slc35b3
Product: solute carrier family 35 member B3
Exons: 10
Coding region: 610-1719 (369 amino acids)
Biological process (GO): transmembrane transport
Cellular component (GO): endoplasmic reticulum membrane; Golgi membrane
Molecular function (GO): 3'-phosphoadenosine 5'-phosphosulfate transmembrane transporter activity
Source: RefSeq, a predicted model, not a curated record
GUGUGAAGACCUUCCGGGAAGGUGGCUGCCGCGGUGGCCAGCCCGGGAGCAGGAUCGGAGGCGGAGGAGGAGGUGACAGCGGCGGAGCUGGGAGGGGGUCUCGCCAGGUGCCGUCAGGCAGGACUGGGGUGGGCGUCCACGCCGUGUCGGCCAAGAAAGUGGACGCUGCCGUCGGGGUGGCCCGGGCGCGCGCGGACCUGUUGGGGAUAGCGGGGGCGAGCGCUUCCGGGAAGAGCAUCCUCAGGUCCUGGCUUGAGACCGCCUCCCCGACUCCCCUAACCUGCUGUCUGGGUUUGGACCGUCUCCCGGAUUCCCUAGACCGUUUUUUGCUGCUCAGAGCUACUUCCGGGUCUGUGUCCGGUCCUCCGGUACCCCGCGCCUGUUUGUCUUGCCACGAAGGAACUGUUCUUGCAGAGCUAUUAAGUUUAUGUCGCUGAAAGCCCUGUGUGUUCUUUCCGUCUUGCAACUGACUUCUCUUCUUGAAAAGAAAAGAAAAAAAAAAAACACUGAAAAUUUUUGUUGGUUCAGCCAGCAAAGGAAAGACAGGACCUAGCAUUGGAAACCAGCAAAGACAAGGUUGCAGACCUUGAAUGUGGCAAAGCAAGAACAAUGGACCUCAAGUUCAACAACUCCAGGAAGUAUGUCUCCAUCACUGUGCCCUCCAAAACCCAGACAAUGUCACCACACAUCAAAUCAGUCGAUGACAUUGUGGUGCUGGGCAUGAACCUCAGCAAGUUUAACAAGCUCACACAGUUUUUCAUAUGUGUUGCUGGAGUUUUUGUAUUUUACCUAAUUUAUGGAUACUUACAGGAGUUGAUAUUUUCAAUGGAAGGCUUUAAGCCCUAUGGCUGGUACCUUACUUUAGUACAGUUUGCAUUUUACUCCAUAUUUGGCCUCAUAGAACUUCAGCUCAUUCAGGACAAAAGGAGAAGAAUACCAGGAAAAACCUACAUGAUAAUAGCUUUUCUAACUGUGGGUACUAUGGGCUUAUCAAACACUUCCUUGGGCUACCUGAAUUACCCCACCCAAGUCAUCUUCAAGUGCUGCAAACUGAUUCCUGUUAUGCUAGGAGGAGUUUUUAUUCAAGGAAAGCGUUACAACCUUGCAGAUGUGUCUGCUGCAGUGUGCAUGAGCCUUGGCCUGAUCUGGUUUACCCUGGCUGACAGCACAAUUGCACCAAACUUCAAUCUGACAGGUGUGAUGCUUAUCUCCUUGGCACUGUGUGCAGAUGCUGUUAUCGGGAAUGUCCAGGAGAAAGCCAUGAAGCUGCACAAUGCUUCCAACUCUGAGAUGGUUCUGUAUUCGUACUCGAUCGGUUUUGUGUACAUUCUGUUGGGAUUGUCCUGCACGAGUGGACUAGGCCCUGCAGUGGCAUUUUGUUCAAAGAACCCUGUUCGCACCUAUGGCUACGCCUUCCUCUUUUCCCUCACUGGAUACUUUGGCAUCUCCUUCGUUCUGGCCCUGAUUAAAAUCUUUGGUGCUCUUCUUGCUGUAACAGUGACAACAGGAAGAAAAGCAAUGACCAUAGUCCUUUCAUUCAUAUUCUUUGCUAAACCAUUCACAUUUCAGUAUGUAUGGUCUGGCUUGUUAGUUGUUCUUGGCAUAUUUCUCAAUGUUUACAGCAAAAAUAUGGAUAAAAUAAGAUUACCAUCAGUGUACAAUCUGAUGAACAAAGCCAUGGAUGUGAAAAAGUCAAGGACGUUGGCACAGACUGUCUAGGCACUGAGGUAGCCUACUUAAAAUAGAAUCCUAAAGGAGCAAUCAUUAAUCAGUUGACUUUCCAAAGGAUUGGGAUAAAAACCAAAGGAUCUGAAGACUGUUGUGGUGUGAGCCGGCAGAGGUUUAUGACGUGAGCCUCUGCAGAACACAAGCUUGACCAGCUUCGAAACAGUCCAGAGCCGCACCCAGGACGUGUUUCAGUGAAGUCGGUAUGAAGGAAAACGCUUGCUGGCAGUGUCCUGCGCAUUUCACUGGAAAUGGACCGUGUUGCAAGGCUGAUUGGAAAUCCUUCCAGCGUGCAGCACGCGCUGUGUAGUAGCGCACUGUUUCGUCCCCAUUCCAUUUUGGUGGUGUUAUUUAAAUUGCUUCUCUGUUAUAAGAGUGAACUGAUGAUUUAAAGUCUAGAGAAAAUAGAAUUCAUUUAUAAAUAAAAUUAUCCUGUGAUUUUUUUAAUGCUGUUUUAAUAAAAUUUGUUAUUGAAGAAAGUG